Molecule: messenger RNA, 1599 nt
Organism: Aspergillus nidulans FGSC A4
Lineage: Eukaryota; Fungi; Ascomycota; Eurotiomycetes; Eurotiales; Aspergillaceae
Product: protein sndA
Exons: 2
Coding region: 538-1098 (186 amino acids)
Biological process (GO): regulation of DNA-templated transcription; DNA-templated transcription; regulation of transcription by RNA polymerase II
Cellular component (GO): nucleus
Molecular function (GO): zinc ion binding; DNA-binding transcription factor activity, RNA polymerase II-specific; DNA binding
Source: RefSeq, a predicted model, not a curated record
UGGUCCGUGAACUCGGUUUACUAACUCAUCCAAUUUUGACGCCUAAAGAUAUAUUUUCUUCUUCUCCUAACAUUCCUCUGAACGCUCUGGACUUGGUUCCUCCUGGAUAGUUACCCCCUGUCGAUAACCGUACUCAGGGUCGUCGCGACUCGCAAGCUUGUUCCGGCUAUUCUCAUUGAAGCGGAAAGCUGGCUGCUGCCGUCCCUCUUACCCACUCACUCCUGCGGUCUUGCCCCUCCACUUCUUCUUUCAUUAUUAUUCCUCUAUCAUAUAAUCAACUGUGUGGUGGUCACGCGCAGUAGUGUCUCGAACCGUCUGUCCUUCAGUUUAUCCCUACAUCACAUCCUCUGGGCUGAGAAUGUUGAUUUUGGUCAUCUCGAGCUAGAUGUACAGUGUCCCGGCGACUAUGCUAUCUGGGAUAUAACUCUAGAUUCGUGAUCCUGCUCCAAUUCUCCUCGUCUCUUGGUGCUCGUUCUCCUUUCUUUUUUUUAUUGAUUCAUUCCAGCUUCUGCUUCCUUGUGUUUAGUGCCUUCGGCUAUGGUCGAUCAUUCAAUGAGGAAUAAUCUUCGUCCCCUUGCCCCGAAGGGCCCGGAUACUGAAGCUCGGCCGACAAGUCGCUCGCCGGAAGAGACUCGGACGAAGCGAGCCUCGACCGCAUGCGGGGAAUGCAAGCUGCGGCGGACAAAGUGCACCGUCGAUGAUUCUGGUGGUCCUUGCACUGAAUGUGCGCUCCACAACCGGGAGUGCAUAAUUGAUGAGUUGGCAGACAGGCGUCGAAAGAUUGCAGCCAAAGAAACUGAGGAGAAUCUUAGAAGGACCCAGAUGGAGCUCCAGGCCACUCGGAGGGAGUUGGAAUACUACCGGUCAUACGUCAAUUACCUCCUCACUUCGAUUCGAAGUUGCCAAGAAGGGGAUCUCAGCAAGAUUGUCAAAGUUAUUCGGCGCGGGACAUCAGACGAGGAGAUCCUCUCUUAUCUAUCCCAAAUUGUGCCUGUCUUCCCGCCGUUCGACCCUCGAACUUCCCGUGGAUCGGACCUCAUGGACGGCGAAAAUGGUCUGACCCCUGGGCGCAGAGCUCCCGGACCUGCAUAUCGAUGAUAUUCCCGAACUAAAAUCAACAUCCGCGACGCUGGGAUCGUGAAACACGGAGAGAUCCCAUCUUUGGCGACGCAACCAUCCUCAAGCUCCUGGCUGUUGGGACGUCUUCGGACGUUAUAUGGACUCUCAGCUGGCGAGGUAAACAGCUUCCUGGUAUGGAGGCAUCGAUUGCUUCGUGAAUUGAGGGCUGGCACAGCUGCUCAACUGCCCUCCUAGCACAGCUUUUCGGUUUUGCAAGUGUCGACUAAUGUUAUCUCCAUAUGUUCGGCGUCAACGAACCGAAAUACGAUACGAACGCCGCGCAAAAAGUAAUGAGCAUACCGCUUAAAGAACGAGUACAAAGGAUCAAAAGAGAAGGAACUGCCCUCAUACCAUAAUCCUCGAGCUCUUCUAGAUUCCUUUUGCAUUGCAUGACCUUCUGCAAUCCUCUUUGUUCUCAGCCAUCAUGCUACGUUGCUAUCUUUGUCUUGUCCUGUACAUAGUUCAGGUUUCGGUUCCCCA